AUGGAGCUAGAAAAUGAAAUGAUCAGCUCCACCAGCAAUUCUUCAGCAGGCUCCAGAGAGUACAAGGUGGUGAUGCUAGGAGCAGGGGGAGUUGGCAAGAGCGCAAUGACAAUGCAGUUCAUAAGCCAUCGGUUCCCUGACUAUCAUGAUCCAACUAUUGAGGAUGCCUAUAAAACUCAAGUCCGAAUUGAUGAUGAACCAGCCUAUUUGGACAUUCUAGACACUGCUGGACAGGCAGAAUUCACAGCCAUGAGGGACCAAUACAUGCGAGGUGGAGAAGGCUUCAUUAUCUGCUAUUCCAUCACAGACCGUCAAUCUUUUCAAGAAGCUGCUGAGUUUAAGGAACUCAUUUAUCACGUUCGGCACACCUAUGACAUCCCCUUGGUGCUGGUGGGGAACAAAACAGAUCUUGAAGAGUUCAGACAGGUUUCAACUGAAGAAGGAAUGAGCUUAGCCAGAGAAUAUUCUUGUUCCUUUUUUGAGACUUCAGCAGCCCUUCGCUUCUAUAUUGAUGAUGUCUUUCAUGGACUGGUGAGGGAAAUUCGAAGGAAAGAGUCCUCACUGACCAUGGCAGAGAAGAAGAUGAAGAGGAAGGAUAGUCUGUGGCGGAAGCUGAAAGGUUCCCUAGGGAAAAAAAAGGAAAGUACAACCUGA
Messenger RNA from Numida meleagris (helmeted guineafowl), 654 nucleotides. It is a transcript of the gene RIT2, whose product is annotated as Ras like without CAAX 2. Bases 1 to 654 code for a protein of 217 amino acids. The record is from RefSeq and is a predicted model, not a curated record. Gene Ontology annotation, cellular component: plasma membrane. The transcript has 5 exons. Gene Ontology annotation, biological process: positive regulation of neuron projection development; Ras protein signal transduction. Gene Ontology annotation, molecular function: calmodulin binding; GTPase activity; GTP binding. NCBI's taxonomy places the organism in Eukaryota, Metazoa, Chordata, Aves, Galliformes, Numididae.